Anas platyrhynchos (mallard) is the source of this 3243-nucleotide messenger RNA. Lineage: Eukaryota; Metazoa; Chordata; Aves; Anseriformes; Anatidae. The record is from RefSeq and is a predicted model, not a curated record.
UUUUGGUGUUUUUUUGUGUUUUGUUUUUUUUUUUUUGGGGGGGGGGGCAGGAUCGGGCGGAGGGGAAAUGACUCGGCGCCGCCGCCGCGCUUCCUGAGGCGCCGGAGGCUGAGGCCUAGCGGCUGCCAUGGAGCCUGAGCCCGAGCUCGGUGACCUGGCCCCCCCCGGCCCCCCCAGCCCCCUGGAGCCCCGGCUGCGGCGGCUCGAGGAGGAGCUGGCGCUGGUGAAGGCGGCGCUGGGGGACGCGCUGCGGCGCCUCGGCCUCUAUGAGCAGCACCUGCCCCGCCUGCUGCGGCACCUGCCCCACGCCAACGGUGCCAUCCCGGAGCCCUUCGUGCCGCCGGCCCCCCCCAGCGCCACCGGGACCCCCCCCGGCCCCCCCCCUUUGCCGCCCCCCCGGUAUCAGCGUGGGGACACAGACGGACGGGGGGUCCCCAGCGGCGCCUGGGGGCAGUGGGGACCCAGGGGGGCCCCAAGAGCCGCCCCCACCCGGGUCCCCCCCUUGCCCCCCGGCGCCCCCCCCCCCGGCUUCCCCGGAGCCACCGACCCCCGAAUCCCCCCCGGCAGCCCCCCAGGGUGCCCGCAAAGAGCUCCUGCGCAGGCACAGCUCCUCCGGCAGCUCCAGCCCCCGGCGCCGCCUGAGUAGGAAAGCGGCCUCGUCCGCCAACCUCUUGCUGCCCGUGGGGAGCCCCGAGAGCCGCCCCAAGGAGCCCGUCAUGAGCCCAGGGUCACGCCGUGCCAACUACAACCUGGAGGGGGUGUCGGUGAAGAUGUUCCUGCGGGGCCGCCCCAUCACCAUGUACGUGCCCUCGGGGCUGGGCCCCUACGGGGGGCUACGGGCCGAGCUGCCCCCCGAGCGCCUGCAGCUCGACUGGGUCUACGGGUACCGGGGCCGGGACAGCCGCUCCAACCUGCACGUGCUGGCGUCGGGCGAGCUGGUUUACUUCAUCGCCUGCGUCGUCGUCCUCCUCCACGUCCCCCUCCGCCGCCAGCGCCACUACCUGCGCCACAGCGACUGCGUGCGCUGCCUGGCCGUGCACCCCGACCGUCUCCGCGUCGCCACGGGGCAGGCGGCCGGCGUGGACAAGGACGGCAAGCCGCUGCAGCCCGUGGUGCACAUCUGGGACUCGGCCACGCUGCUGACCCUGCAGCAGAUCGGCCUCGGCAGCUUCGAGCGCGGCGUGGGCUCCCUCGCCUUCUCCACGGCCGACCAGGGCGCCCACCUGUGCGUGGUGGACGACUCCAACGAGCACAUGAUGUCGGUGUGGGACUGCGCCCGCGGCACCAAGCUGGCAGAAGUGAAGAGCACCAACGAGUCGGUGCUGUCGGUGGAGUUCAACCCCCAGGACAGCGGCAGCAUCAUCACCAGCGGCAAGUCCCACGUCUACUUCUGGACCUGGAGCGGGGCCGCGCUCACCAAGAAGCAGGGCAUUUUUGGGAAAUAUAAGAAGCCCAAAUUCAUCCAGUGCUUCGUUUUUGACGCCGCCGGGGACGUGCUGACCGGCGACUCCGAGGGCAACAUCCUCACCUGGACCCGCGCCGCGGGGCCGGCGGGGAAAGGGGGCAAAGCAGAGACAUACCAGAUCGGGCAGCAGAGGCGGGCGCACGAGGGCAGCGUCUUCGCGCUGUGCCGCCGGCGGGACGGGACGGUGCUGAGCGGCGGCGGCAAGGACCGCAGGGUGCUGAGCUGGAGCCCCGAGCUCCUCCUGCUGCAGGAGGCCGAGCUCCCCGAGCGUUUCGGCGCCGUGCGCACCAUCGCGGAGGGGCCGGGCGAGGAGCUGCUGGUGGGCACCACGCGCAACGCGCUGCUGCGGGGCACGCUGGCCGACGGCUUCACCCCCAUCGUGCAGGGGCACACGGACGAGGUUUGGGGUCUCGCCACCCACCCCUCGCGCUGCCUCUUCCUCACCUGCGGCCACGACCGGCAGCUCUGCCUGUGGGACGGGCAGGAGCACGCCCUGGCCUGGAGCCUGGCCCUGGAGGACACGGGGCUCUGCGCCGACUUCCACCCCGGGGGCCAAGUGGUGGUCGUGGGGCUGCUGACGGGGCGGUGGCUGGUGCUGGACACGGAGACGCAGCAGCCACUGGCGGGGGGCUCGGACGGCAACGAGCAGCUCUCGGUGGUGCGCUUCUCCCCGACGGCUCCUUCCUGGCCAUCGGCUCCCACGACAACGUCAUCUACAUCUACAGCGUGGCCGAGGGCGGCCGCAAGUACACCCGCUUCGGGCGCUGCACGGGGCACUCGAGCUUCAUCACCCACCUGGACUGGUCCAAGGACGGCCACUUCGUCAUGUCCAACUCGGGGGACUACGAGAUCCUCUACUGGGACGUGGCCGGGGGCUGCAAACUGCUCCGGAACCGCUUCGAGAGCCGGGACCGCGAGUGGGCCUCCUACACCUGCGUGCUGGGCUUCCACGUCUUCGGCGUGUGGCCCGACGGCUCGGACGGCACCGACAUCAACUCCCUGUGCCGCUCCCACCACGAGCGCCUGGUGGCCGUGGCCGACGAUUUCUGCAAGGUGCACCUCUUCCAGUACCCCUGCGCCCGCCCCAAGGCUCCCAGCCACGUCUACGGGGGCCACGGCAGCCACGUCACCAACGUGCGCUUCACCCACGACGACGGGCACCUGGUGUCGCUGGGGGGCAAGGACACCGGCGUCUUCCAGUGGCGGGUGCUGGGGGGGCCGCCGGUGCCCGCCGGGGGGGCCGCGGAGCCCCGUUGAGGCCCCCCCGUUACCCCCGUUACGGGACCAGGGGGGCCCCGGCCCCCCCCCCCCCUCAAUUUUUUACCCCCCCUCCCCUUUAAAUAAAGCCUUGGAGCGGGCGCCCGGCUCCCCGCCUGCUUCCUGCCGCCGUUACCGGGCCCCGCUUCCGGUCCGGAGCCGGAAGCGGCCGCCCGUUUCCCGGAAGCGGCGGGAGAGCGAACGGCUCCGUGCCGGAAGCGCUCGUGGGGGGGGGGGGGGUGGGGAUCGGAUCCCGAAGGUGUUCCGGAGAUACCCGAACCGCGCUCCUGAAGCGCUCGGGGCUCCGGCGGAACUUACCGAGGCCCUUCCGGAAGAAGCCGAAGGUGCUCCGGAGAUUCCCGAACUGCUUCCCGAGCUCCCUCCGAAGAUUUCCGAGCCCGCUCCGAAAGCUCCCGAACGCGGCAGCGGAGACGUUCGGAAAAGAGCCGAGCGUCUCCGGAAAGCUCCGAGGCCGUUCCGAUAAGAGCCGAGCCUUUCCGAAAGCUCCCGAGGCUGCAGCG